UCUGCGGCGGCCGCCGCCGAUGCAGACGCGGAUGCUGAGACCCGCGGGGGCUGUGAGGGGAACCCAGAUUUUCCGAUGGCCUCCCUGUACGUGGGCGACCUGCACCCUGAGGUGACCGAGGCAAUGCUGUACGAGAAAUUCAGUCCAGCUGGGCCCAUCCUCUCCAUCCGCAUCUGCAGGGACAAGAUCACCCGCCGCUCAUUGGGCUACGCAUAUGUCAACUACCAGCAACCGGUGGACGCCAAGCGGGCCCUGGAGACCCUGAACUUUGAUGUCAUAAAGGGCAGGCCAGUGCGCAUCAUGUGGUCCCAGAGGGACCCGUCGCUCCGCAAGAGCGGGGUGGGCAACGUCUUCAUCAAGAACCUGGGCAAGACCAUCGACAACAAGGCGCUGUACAACAUCUUCUCGGCGUUCGGCAACAUCCUUUCCUGCAAAGUGGCCUGUGACGAAAAGGGGCCCAAGGGCUACGGGUUCGUGCACUUCCAAAAGCAGGAAUCCGCGGAGCGGGCCAUCGACGUGAUGAAUGGCAUGUUCCUGAACUACCGCAAAAUUUUCGUCGGGAGAUUCAAGUCGCAUAAAGAACGAGAGGCCGAAAGGGGAGCCUGGGCCAGGCAGUCCACUAGUGCUGACGUCAAGGAUUUCGAGGAAGACACCGACGAGGAGGCCACCUUGCGAUGAAGACAUCCCAGGAGCUAGCCAGCCAGCAGAGCCAAACCUUGGUUCACACCCGGUUUACAACCCCCCACCCCCAGCCCUCCCCCGCCAACCCACCAGCAGUGUAUUUAUUGUAUUGGGAGUGCAGGUCUCUCUCUCUCUCCCCCUCUCUGCUCCCCCCUUCCUAUUUUCUCUCGCCACCUCUCCUCUCUUUCCCUUCCUCUCCCCCGCCCACCCCUACCAAGGGCGUUGUGAAUAAUCUUACUAAUCUGUGCCAUUUGUAGGUUAAAGGCUGCCUCUCCUCCCUGUGGUUUGGUUUAAAAAGCAUUUUCAUUCUCUCUUUGUUUACUGCACAGGUGAUACCAUUUCAUGGUAGAAACAUCAGAAAGGAGAAGGAUGUUAGAUGAGGGAAGAAACAAGAGAGUAAUUGCUCCCCUGGUCCCACUCCCCAGAGAGAACCACUUUUACCUUUUUGGUGUGCUGCUUUUCCAGGCUCUCUUCUCUCCCUCUCUCUCCUUUGCUCACCCCCACCCCGCCUUCCCUUUUAACACACUGUUAUAGAAUGGUUCAUGUAUGUGGUGUUUCUUAACCUGCUUUUCAGCAACUAAAACCAAACAAAAAUCAACCCAUUGAACUUCUUUCCAUGUUAUCAACAGGCUUAUGAAACGUCAUCUUCAGUGCCUGCAGAGUGCUCCAGUGUAUCCGUGGACCUUAACAUUUCUGUAAUCAUUCCCACAUUGUUGGACAUUCAGGUGGUGCCUAGUUCUUUCCCUGUAUUUAAGACCAACAUUGCGUGCUCUGUGCUUUGAUGAGUGAAUCCUUCCUUGUCAAGCCAAAUCUUUGCCAGCAUCCCGGUGCGGUGGUCUCCUUAACUGUGGACUUGCAAGAUCCACAUAGAGACAUUUUAAAGACUUUUCCUGUGUGUUGCCAAAAGGCCCUCUUCAUAAGCAUUGUACCGAUUUGCACUCGUGCCGGCCAGCGCAGCUAGUAAAGAGUAUGCCCGUUUCCCCUGCAUAGUCUCUUGGUCACCGUAAUUGAUGGUAUGUGUGUGUGCAUGUAUGCGUGUGUGCCUGUGUGUGUGUGUGUGCGCGCAUGUGUGUGUGUGUGUGUCUUGGCCAGCUUGGCAGGCUGCAGAGGGUAUUUCGCUGUCCUCGGUGGUUUUGCUGGAAUGAAGCACUGCUUAUGACCCCAUGCCCUGUGCCCAAUUGCUGUCCUUUUCCCUGUUGUCAGAAAAGUAAUUCAGCGUCAUUGCAGGAAAAAAAAAAAAUCACAAAGCAGACAAGUCACCAGAAGAAAAUUAAAGUCACCAGUAAUCAUUUCUGAUGAUUACACACACAUUCCAGAAACAUUUUCGUGCACACCUCUCUGAGAUUUUCAAGAACUACCUGAAACAUUUUUGUCCGUAGGUCUAGUUUUUUUCUUAUGCAUAUAUCAUAUAUGUAUAUUAUGGUGUACAGACCGUUUUUAUAUCUGCUUUUCACACGUAAAUGU
Mandrillus leucophaeus (drill) is the source of this 2145-nucleotide messenger RNA. RefSeq names its product polyadenylate-binding protein 1-like 2. Gene Ontology annotation, molecular function: mRNA 3'-UTR binding; poly(A) binding; poly(U) RNA binding. NCBI's taxonomy places the organism in Eukaryota, Metazoa, Chordata, Mammalia, Primates, Cercopithecidae. The record is from RefSeq and is a predicted model, not a curated record. The transcript has a single exon. Gene Ontology annotation, cellular component: cytosol; nucleus; ribonucleoprotein complex. Bases 76 to 678 code for a protein of 200 amino acids.